CUCAGCCAGCUGCCCUCGCCGGCCGAGGAGGAGGACCACGACCUCUGCGCGCACCUGGUGCAGCUGCUGCACAGCACGCUGGUGGACAGGAUGCGCACCGUGCAAGUGGCUGAGAAGUGCCUGGAGAAGGGCAUCUUCCAGGAUGAGGACCUGGACCGGAUCCACGCUGUUACUGAAAAUCGUGGGAACAGAGAUGGUGCAAGGGAGCUACUGAGCAGAAUAGUGCAGAAGAAAGAUUGGUUCUCUCCUUUUUUGAUUGCUCUCCGUGAAACUGAGCAUGGAGAUCUUGCAGAUGAUUUAAGUGGAAAUACAGGAGGAACAGAGAAUAGACAAAAUGGGAUGGAGAAUAGUACAAAUGAAGAAACAGAAGUUUCAAGCCAACCAGGAUAUGCCAUAUUGGAGGACUGGAAACAGCAAGAAAAUGUGAAUGAUAGUUUCAACAGUGAGAACAGUAUAUGCGAAACCAAAACAGAGCUCAAUGCUGUUAUUUUAGAGUCAGAUGUCUCUGUAGAAGAUCAAAGUGUCAGUAACUUAAAUGAAAACCUGGGACAGAGCUGCACAGCCAGUGAUUCAGAUGAAGAUGAAGUGGAGAGAACACCUGAGCCAGAGCUGACCCUGAGAGAUUACCAGAUGGAAGUUGCAAAGCCAGCACUGAAUGGGGAGAAUAUUAUAAUAUGUCUCCCUACAGGCAGUGGUAAAACCAGAGUGGCUGUUUACAUUACCAAAGAUCACUUGGAUAAGAAGAAAAGAGCAUCAGAGUCUGGAAAAGUAAUAGUACUUGUUAAUAAGGUACCAUUGGUCGAACAGCAUUUACAAACAGAGUUUAAGCCAUUCCUGAAGUGUUGGUAUCGGGUUAUUGGUUUAAGUGGUGAGUGUCAGCUGAAAAUCUCAUUUCCUGAAGUUGUCAGAAGAAAUGAUGUCAUCAUCUGUACAGCACAGAUCCUUGAGAAUUCACUGUUAAAUGCAGCCAAAGAAGAUGAAGAAGGUGUCCAUUUAUCAGAUUUUUCACUCAUCAUUAUUGAUGAGUGCCAUCACACUCAAAAGGAAGGUGUCUACAACAAUAUAAUGCGACGUUACUUAAAAGAAAAGGUGAAGAACAAGAAGCUUGCAAAAGAAAACAAACCACUGAUCCCACAGCCUCAGAUUCUGGGACUUACAGCCUCACCUGGUGUAGGAGGUGCAACAACCAAUAUGAAAGCUGAAGAGCAUAUUCUGAAAAUCUGUGCCAAUCUUGAUGCAUGCAGAAUUAUGACUGUUGAAGAGCAUGCCUCCCAGUUAAAGAAUCAGGUGAAGGAACCGACUAAGAAGACUGUGAUUGCAAAUGACAAAAAAAGGGAUCCAUUUAGAGAGAGAAUUACUGAGAUCAUGACAGAAAUACAAAACUAUUGCCAGCUCUAUCCAAAAUCUGAGUUUGGAACUCAGACAUAUGAACAGUGGGUGAUUGGAGAAGAGAGAAAAGCUGCAAAAGAAGAAAGACGCAAGGAACGCGUCUGCGCAGAACAUUUGAAGAAAUACAAUGAUGCUCUCCAGAUAAACGACACCAUCCGAAUGGUGGAUGCAUACAAUCACCUCAAUGACUUUUAUGAAGAAGAGGAAAGAAAGAAGACAGUAAGGAGUGAUGAUGAUGACGAUGAUGAUGAUGAUGAUGAACCAGCAGUAUCAAAACAGGAUGAAACAGAUGAAUUUCUCAUAGGUUUAUUUAAUGCAAAAAAGAAACAGCUGAAAGAGUUGGCUGGAAAGCCAGAAAAUGAAAAUGAGGCACUAAUACAGUUGCGAAGAACUUUAAUGGAAGAGUUCUCAGAGACUCGGGAAUCGAGAGGAAUAAUUUUCACAAAAACUCGUCUAAGUGCCUGUGCUCUAUUCCAGUGGAUUAAGGAUAAUCCAAAAUUUGAAGAAGUGGGAAUUAAGGCCCAUUAUAUUAUCGGCUCUGGACAUAACAGUGAAAUGAAACCCAUGACUCAGAAUGAGCAAAGGGAAGUUCUUGAUAAAUUCCGGCGUGGAAACAUAAAUUUACUUAUUGCUACUACCGUAGCUGAGGAAGGCCUGGACAUCAAAGAGUGUAACAUCGUUAUUCGCUAUGGCCUCGUCACCAAUGAAAUUGCUAUGGUGCAGGCUCGUGGUCGAGCUCGAGCUGAUGAGAGUACCUAUGCACUCGUGGCUUCCAUUAGCUCAGGAGCUGUUGAACGUGAAGAUGUUAAUAUUUUCCGUGAGAAAAUGAUGUAUAAGGCCAUUGAGCGUGUCCAGAAGAUGCCACGAGAAGAGUAUUUAGAUAAGAUUCAGAAUUUACAGUUGCAAAGUAUAGUGGAAAAAGAAAUGAAGGCAAAGAGAGACCAGCGCAAGACAUACAAGAAAAAUCCUUCACUAAUAACAUUCUUAUGCAAAAAUUGCCACAAGCUGAUAUGUUCUGGAGAAGACAUACAAGUUAUUGAGAAUAUGCAUCAUGUCAGUGUGAAAAAAGAUUUCCAAAGUCUGUAUGAUACAAGAGAAAAUAAGACACUGCAAAAAAAGCAUGCUGAUUACCAGACAAAUGGGGAAAUUAUAUGUAAAGAUUGUGGACAAACUUGGGGAAAUAUGAUGGUUCACCGAGGUCUUGACCUGCCUUGUCUGAAGAUUAGAAAUUUUGUGGUUGCAUUUGCAGGCAAGAAAACAACAAAGCAGAUUUUCAAGAAAUGGGGGGAACUGCCCAUCAGGUUUCCUGGUUUUGAUUAUGCAGCUCAUUGUCCUUCAAGUGAUGAAGAUUAA
Messenger RNA from Acanthisitta chloris (rifleman), 2742 nucleotides. RefSeq names its product interferon induced with helicase C domain 1 (gene IFIH1). The record is from RefSeq and is a predicted model, not a curated record. Gene Ontology annotation, biological process: response to virus; positive regulation of interferon-beta production; innate immune response. Gene Ontology annotation, molecular function: DNA binding; hydrolase activity; zinc ion binding. The transcript is spliced from 17 exons. The annotation marks the transcript as partial. Lineage: Eukaryota; Metazoa; Chordata; Aves; Passeriformes; Acanthisittidae. Gene Ontology annotation, cellular component: cytoplasm.